Elaeis guineensis (African oil palm) is the source of this 3936-nucleotide messenger RNA. RefSeq names its product pentatricopeptide repeat-containing protein At3g02330, mitochondrial. Gene Ontology annotation, molecular function: protein binding; RNA binding. The record is from RefSeq and is a predicted model, not a curated record. NCBI's taxonomy places the organism in Eukaryota, Viridiplantae, Streptophyta, Magnoliopsida, Arecales, Arecaceae. Gene Ontology annotation, biological process: RNA modification.
AUGAUCACCAAUCAGAUGAGCUUCCAACAAUGAUUGAUCAAGGGUCCUCGCCAUAGUUGAUCAUUUACUUUUUUGGUCCAUUUGAUCCAUGAAAUGAUUAAUCUAAUCAGAUCAAAACCGUGCAACGAUCGACUAAGUGACACCUAGCAUAAUUGAUCAUUUAUUUGAUCACUAUGUAAAUGGGGAAGAGAGAGAGAGUCUCACCUUUCAUUCUAUUUAAUCUCAAUUAGUAUCAUAGUAUAGAUAUGUGUCAUAAGCAUGAGAGUAUAAUGCCUAAUGGAUUUGUAUUUAAUGGGGUUCGGAGGAAUGCAUGCUAAAAAAAAUAUAUUUGACGGGGUACCGAUUUGGUUUGACAAAAUUUUUUACCUAUCCCGGAUUGGAUAUAUGAGACCAUAUCAGGGACAUAGCCGUUGCCCCCUUGAAAAAUUUCAAACCCCUAGACUCAACUGGAUCGAAGUAACGAAUCACAGAGCUAAAAUUAAUGCCAGCCUUCUCUAAAAUCCGGACUCUCCUCCACUCUUUUAAGCCUUUCCCUCCACCCCUGGUUCGCCCACUCCGCGUCCACUCGCUCUCUCCCCGGGAGGUAUUCAACCACAACCUCCGUAUCGGAGCGCUGGGCCGUGCCGCGAGGCUCGAAGCUGCCCGGCAACUCUUCGACCAAAUGCCCAACCGAGAUGUUGUCUCAUGGAAUGCAAUCCUCACUGCAUACUGGCAGAACCACGACAUGGAGGAGUCGAAGCGGCUAUUCGAUUCGAUGCCCGAGAGGAACAUCGUCUCCUGGAAUUCCAUGAUUACCGGCUGCCUCGAGAAUGGGAAGCCCGAUGAGGCUUUCGGGUACUUCGUGAAGAUGCCUGAGACGAACGUAGCUUCCUGGAAUGCGAUGAUCUCUGGCUUCGUAAGGUAUGAUCGGUUCGAGGAAGCUGAGAGGUUGUUUCAGGAGAUGCCCGUGAAGAAUGUGAUUUCUUAUACCGCAAUGCUUGAUGGGUUUGCUCGGAAAGGGGAGAUUGAGAAAGCUCGUGAUCUGUUUGAUAAGAUGCCGAAGAAGAAUGUAGUUUCCUGGGCUGCGAUGAUAAGUGGGUAUGUGGAAAAUGGAAUGUUUGAGGAGGCGAGGAGUCUGUUUGACCUAAUGCCUGAGAAGAAUGUGGUGGCGUUCACAGCAAUGAUCACGGGGUACUGUAGGGAGGGGAAUGUGGAGAAGGCGAGGAGUAUUUUUGAUGGGAUUCAGCAUAAGGAUCUCAUUUCGUGGAAUGCCAUGAUAGCUGGAUAUGUGCAUAAUGGGAAUAGUGAGGAAGCACUGAAACUUCACAUCACAAUGCUGGAAUUGGGCAUGAAACCAGAUCAUGCAACGCUUAUUGCUGUACUGACAGCAUGUUCUGCUCUUGCAUUGCUACAACGAGGAAUGCAAAUUCAUGCAGUUGCCAUCAAAACCAAGCUGGAAUCUAACACAUCACUGAGUAAUGCUUUGAUAACCAUGUAUAGUAAAUGUGGUAGCAUUGGGGAAUCAGAGUUAGUCUUUCAAGAGUUCAAAAACCGAGACUUGGUCUCCUGGAACACCAUGAUUGCAGCAUACGCACAGCAUGGGCAGUAUCAGAAAGUUCUUGCUUUAUUCUUUGACAUGGAAUCAAAUGGGUUUACACCAAAUGGCAUUUCAUUUCUUAGUCUCUUGUCCGUGUGUGGGCAUGUAGGUAAGGUGGAUGAGAGUAUAACUUGGUUCAAUUUAAUGGUUUCCAGAUAUGGAGUAUGUCCAAGGGCUGAACAUUAUGCUUGCCUUGUGGAUAUACUAAGUCGAGGAGGACAAUUAAAGAAAGCUUGUGAUUACAUCAGAGAGAUGCCAUUUGAAGCAGAGAGUACUGUUUGGGGUGCUUUGCUGGGGGCAUGCCAAAUGUAUUCGAGUAUAGAGUUAGGGGAAUUGGCUGCUAAGAAACUUGUCCAAUUGGAUUCCCAAAACUCAGGGGCCUAUGUGAUGUUAUCAAACAUGUAUGCUGCAGCUGGCAUGUGGAAGGAAGUUACUAGGGUGAGGAUUUUGAUGAAGGAAAAAGGAGUAAAAAAACAACCAGGGUACAGUUGGACUGAGAUUGGUGACAGAGUGCAUGUGUUUUUGGUGGGUGAUGCAUCACAUCCAGAUAUUGGUCAGAUUCUUUCUGAGCUUGGAAGGAUUUGCUUGCACAUGAAAUUUCUCGAUGAUGAAGCUGACAUUGUACAUUAGAGUUGAUUCAUUUAUAAGGAUAUUAGCUUUUCCUCAAGUAUAGGCAUCCUCUUAUGCUUCUUUGCUCCCGAGAGUUACCUUAUAAUACUUCAAGUUAAAUUCCAUACAGUGGUCACAGAAUGAUGCUAACUUAUAUUGUCAUAUUUUUGCGAUCUGACAGUGCAGCCAACAAAGUAAAAUAUUUCGUCAGGUAUAAAGGUGUGCCAUAUCUUUCUUAUUGUUCUGACUGAAAUAAGAGAUUUCUUUUCCUGUUUGGACUGACAUCUAGUCAGCAAAAAUUUGAAGACCCAGUCUACAAAGAAAGAUUAGCUCUUUAAAACUUCAGGCAGGGUCAUUAAACUUCAAAUGUUGGCUUUAUAGCAUGAAAGAGCUUCGAAGCUUAAGAGACUACGCCAAGAGCUACUUAGUUUUCAGUGUUGGAACAUCAAGAUGGUGCCAUCGAUUGAAUGGUAAACUUUGUUGAAGUUGCAUUUUAAGCCUCAAGAGCAGUUGUUAUAGGAAAGAUCAACAAAUUGGAUGAUGGUCACAGGCUCAAGUUCAGCAGAAACAGAGACUAACAGAAAAUGGUAAGCUUGGUUACUGAGCUCGAUGCAAAAAAAACAUACCCUCAAAUUAAACACCAAGGAAAGCAGAAAUUCUGGUAGGAAGCCCGAUUUCAUACGUUCAAACUUCAGCUAUGCAUUAUUCCCAUGAAUUCUCUCUCCUUGUAAAAACUUACUAUAUGGAGACUGCUGAUGCUAGUUUGAAGCUUGAGCAGAAAAGCAGAUGAGUAAAUUCUGGUAGGAAACCAGAUUCCAAAGAAUAGGAAACCGAGUAGUUUCAUGAUAUGUAUUUUAGUUUGAACAUACUGCACAUUGAAAGAAACAAAUAAUGAAGAAAGAGACCUGCAGUCAGCUCCAAAUAGACGGGAUAAAGCUUGUUGGUUAAGUUGACCCUAUUAUAUACUAGAGAAAGAGUGGUAUCAAGGAUUCAGAUCCUAGAAGGACGUUCCGUGGGAUACCGGAAUGGAGUAUCAUCUCAUAUGUUGGGACCGUGCAUCUUGCUAAUGUCUCAGCGUCCCAAUCAGGAUAUCUUGGGACAUACUCUAUCUCAAGUAUCAGAAUGGGGCGGGACGGUGGCGCAUCUCAUUCCAUAGAAAAAUCGGGACAGCCCUAUCCCACGGGAUGUAAAACCUUGAGAGGUAUUAUAUUUGUUGCAACUUAACCAUGAGGCUCAUGGUACCAGAGCGGGGGAAAUUGUAGUAUAGCAAAAUUCUUCCUCUCUUUCAUUCUGUUUUUAAAGUUGCAGCAUCCGAUUUAGAACUUCAUGCCAUGGACAGUUCAUAGAGUUUUUAGUAAUUCUGUCAUCAUAUUUUAAGGGAGGUAAUUGAACUGAUUUGUUUUGGCUAUUAUAUACUAGGACUGAUAUUCUGUUAUUUGCGCCACCACCACCACCACACACACAUUCUUAUUUUUCACAGGAUAUACUUGAAAUAUGCAUUUCGCUGAGACUGUGGAACCAUUGAUUGGAAUGAUGUCACUGUUAUUAAGGAUGUCUAAAACUAACUUCAUCAACAAUGUUCCACACACAUGCACCCGCACCCACACCCACACAUUCUUAUUUUUCACGGGAUAUAUUCGUAAUAUGCAUUUCAAGGACAUGCUCAGACUGCAGCACCAUUGAUCGGACAUGACAUCAUUGUUAUUAAGGAUGUUUAAAACUAACUUCGUCAACAAUGUUCCCCACAUUGA